Podarcis lilfordi (Lilford's wall lizard) is the source of this 5208-nucleotide messenger RNA. Lineage: Eukaryota; Metazoa; Chordata; Lepidosauria; Squamata; Lacertidae. The record is from the annotation of a GenBank genome assembly.
CAGGCGGCCAUUUUGUGGCGCUUAAGUGCUCGGGGAAGGGCGGCACCUCGCUCAUUUGCUCGUGGCUGCGCGGAGAUGGUGGUGAGCGAAUGAGGCCCUGUCCGCGCGCUUGAGACCCGACCGCAGGUCCCGACACCUGCAGCCCCAACGGAAGAGGCCUUCGGCCGCUACUCCUCACUCCCAGCCCUCUCGUCACGCGCCUUCUUCCCCCUCCCACCCCCGUCACCGCUCCGCUUCUCCGGCGUCACCCCCUCCUCCCUUCCCUUUCCCCCCUUUCCCCUCCCGCUGCUAUGAGUUACGGGCGGCCGCCGCCGGACGUGGAAGGCAUGACCUCGCUGAAGGUAGACAACCUGACUUACCGCACCUCCCCGGACACGCUGCGGCGCGUCUUCGAGAAGUACGGCCGCGUCGGGGACGUCUACAUCCCCCGCGACCGCUACACCAAAGAGAGCCGCGGCUUCGCCUUCGUGCGCUUCCACGACAAGCGCGACGCGGAGGACGCCAUGGACGCUAUGGAUGGGGCCGUGCUCGACGGGCGGGAACUGCGCGUCCAGAUGGCCCGCUACGGGCGGCCGCCCGAUUCCCACCACAGCCGCCGGGGGCCCCCUCCGCGCCGGUACGGCAGCGGAGGCUACGGACGUCGGAGCAGGAGGUGAGUGGGGGGGGGGAGAGAAGGCCCCGCGGCUGCUCCGGAGGCCAAGGCUGGGCGGGUGGAGGGGUGUAUGGAAAGUGGGAUCUUUGGCGUGUGAAGGUAAAGGGAGUGAUUGUUGCGAGUAACUUGAGGUGGCAAACGAAAGGCCUGUGUUCUUUGCGGAUCGCUUUGGCUCAGGUCGGCGGGAAAAUAGCUGGGCCACGUGAUCCCCGAGGGCGAGGGAUCGAAUGGGCGACGCGGAGUUUUCCCCUUUAGGCGUCAUAAACGAGAUCUGGCCGGGAAAUAGCAUUGUGAGUUUCUAGCCGUUAUUCAAUCCGCCCUUUUUCUCCCUUCUCAAUCCUUCCUCUAACCCGCCCGCUCUCCGCAGUCCUAGAAGACGACGUCGCAGCCGGUCCCGAAGCAGGAGCCGCUCCAGGUCCCGAAGCAGAUCGCGGUACAGCCGCUCCAAGUCCAGAUCCCGCACACGAUCCCGGUCUCGUUCCACUUCCAAGUCCAGGUCUGCCAGAAGAUCGAAGUCCAAGUCCUCUUCUGCCUCCAGAUCUCGCUCCCGAUCGAGGUCCAGGUCCAGAUCAAGAAGCCCCCCGCCUGUUUCAAAGAGGGAAUCGAAGUCGAGGUCCCGUUCUAAGAGCCCUCCUAAGUCUCCCGAAGAAGAAGGAGCUGUGUCAUCUUAAGAAUAUGGUAACGUGUCUGGCGGCCUACUGUAUUUGCAUGCUGUAUUGUAGCACUCUAGUGGGUAUUGGGUUCUUGAGACAGGAUUCUAGCGUGAGUAAAUCCUAAUGGGGCAUGUUCGUUUCUGAGGAGGGCAUUUUAGCUUAUGGCUAAUAAAAUAAAAUGCAAUUUUUUACAGAGACUAUAUGUGUUUUGUUGCAAUUAAUAGCUUGCUUUUUAAUAUCUAUUGUUUGAGACGCAACCUAUUUCUGAAAUGACUAUUUCUUACUGUUCUUACCCAACAUCUGCAUUUUCCCCUUUAAAGCUGCGGUCUCCUGUUUGCUUAAAGAAUAUUGGCCAGUAUUGCAGAUUUUAACUGAUUUGGCUGAUCCUCCAGGGACCAGUUUCUGUGGGCGUGUAUUGGAGCAGGUUUGUCUUUAAAUGUUAAAGAUACACUAUCCUGUUAAUGACCAAUCAGUCCUGUGUUUACAAUGCUGAACGGCAUCCAAUAUUUUUAAAAGUGGAAGGUGAAUUGCAAGAGCUAAUGGAAAUCAGUUUUAUCUAAAGUACGAUUGUGGGCUUCUAAGGAUAUGUAGGGUGGGGAAAAUGGAUAGUGUGUCUUUAACCUCCCUCAAAUUGUUUGGUCCUGUUUUUUCAACGGAAGUGGGCCUAGAAUUGUUAAGUUACACAACUAUUUAAUGAUUCUUCAAGGUUUUGAAUAAGAACUAAUGCCUAAUGUGAAUUGGGCUGGAUUCAGGUUAAGGGUACUUCAAUCUUAGCCCGACACUAUGUAACAUCAAUAAUGGAGAUUCAACAGUAUCAAAAAAUUCUCAUGCUGUCUACAUUAGUAUCCAGUAUCAUGGUGGGAGGUGGGCAUUGCACAUUUCUAAAACAGUGAGACAAGGCCAGUAUUACUAGGAAUCUGAGAGCAUCCAUAAAAUAUGGAGGACAUACAAAGGGGUACCUUGCUGAACUAUACCUUUUUCAAACCUAGAUAACGUCAAAAACAUGAGAAACCUACAUAAAGGAAGCCUUGGAGGAAGUACGAUCGUUAGAAUCGCCAGUCCAUUGGAGAGAUCCCGGCACAACCAACCAGCUGUUGAAAAGGUUAUUUUGUAACACUCUGUCUAACUUUUACUUUACUUUUGAGCCUCAAAUGGCAGACUUUUACAUUUAUGUGCCAUUUUGUUGCUAUUAUUCAAAUUUCUUGUAAUUUAGUGAAGUGAACGACUACAGAUUUCAUUAUUGGCUUGGAUAUGUGAGGUAAAAUUUUCAUUUUUGUUCAUGUAGUGCUGAUUUUGCAAAUAAAAGUGAUAACUAACUUGCUUCCUCAAGUUUAUUAAAGAUCUAUGCAGCUGUGAUAUGCUGAAUAGCUUAAUGCUGUCCACAUGCUCAAUUUUUGCCUUUAGUAUCAAAUUCUGAAAUUUUUAAUUCAAAUGCAUUUGCAAAUACUUCGUUGAAAUAGUAUCUACAAGUCAAACGUUAAACUUUACAGCUGACAAUUAUUUUGAACAAUUUGUUUUUAUCAGACAAAAUUCUAAUCUCUUCUCUUAUGUAUUUUUGUGCACUAGGCGCAGUUGUGUAGCAGUUGAGUAAUGCUGGUUAGCUGUUAAGGUGGCGUGUUGCAGUGCAGAGUGCUUGGCUGUUUCCUGUUUUCUCCUGAUUGCUCCUGUAACGAUGCCUUGUCGUGCAGAAACAAAUGGCUGUCCAGUUAAUUAUAAUUGCCUGACAACUGCACUUCCAGUCACCCGGGCCUUGCAUAAAAAUAACGGAGCAUACAGUGAGCACAUCUAGCUGGUGGUAAACACACCUUAUUUUUUUCCAGAAUGGUAAAUUAGACCAUCUACAUAUGUGAACUUGGAUAUAAACAAAUGUAAUGUUAAAAGCAUUUGAUUCAUUCCUCUGUAAGUACUGAUUUGGAGUAUCUCUUACAACAUUCUAUACUAUAACCACUGUGUCUGUAGUUUAAUAAAACACUUACUUGGUGUUCAGUUUUUUGAACUCUUAUAUCCUGACUCUGCUUUGUAUGUUAGAAGCGAACAAAAUCUGUCGUCCUAUUUCAGAACAGUAGCUAAUGUGUAUUAACCUUCAUUUAUAUAUAACAAAUCACAUUUGGAGUACUUUUCCUUUGAAAUUUGUAUGAAUUGUUCCAGAUUUGCAGGAUAGGAGUCAAUAAUGUACCUCUACAGUACACACUAUAUAGUAGAGCACACAGAUGGGAAUAUUGCACAUAAGUCAUUGGAGGUGUUUUCUGGGUAGUGGAUACAUGAAGUAGGAAACUAAACUGACUAAGCAGAAUAUGCUAUCUUAAUGUGAGAAUGGCUGCACUAAAACUUUUAAUAAACAUGCUGUGUACAUUGACAGCUAUGUUGGGGGCAACUGCUACUUCACUGCUGAAUGUCGGGAGAAGACUACUAGGGGGAACCCUUGAAAUGCAAGGAAAAGCACCACCUCAUGGUGCCACAUAACUCCAUUUACUUAAGACCAGGGAUGGCCAAAUGUGUGGCCCUUCAGAUGUUUUGGGACUACAACUCCCAUCAUCCCUAGCUAACAGGACCAGUGGUCAGGGAUGAUGGGAAUGGUAGUCCCAAAACAUCUGGAGGGCCAAGUUUGGCCAUGCCUGUUUAAACAGCAUCUAUUGUAAACUGGCUGAAUGUACAGCUUGCUAGUAUAUCCAACCCAAAUGUGUUAGAGGUAAAUAACUUUUAUUUUAAAACACAUCAAAGCAAACCUCUCUUUUAAACAGUAACAGGAUCCGACUUGGUUGCUUUAUUUGUUGUGAGGAUCAGCAUUUCAAUAGUAUGUCUUCCCGGAAGAGUAGAGCCUGCCAGUUGUUCCUUGUUGGCCUCAAAGGAUUGCAAGGGCACACAGAUGCUUUCCAUUUCCCAUUUGUGAAGCAGUCCUUCAAUAGUCCAGUCAGCACUGAAAGAAACACCAGUCAGCACUUGAAUCUUUCUCAUUUAAUACCUAGGCUUGUGUAAUCGCCAACGUAUUUUAAAACUGGCUCCUCAGUAACGUUACAAGUCACAGAACACCUUGUAAAAAUACAAAAAUGGUAAUAAACUAAUAGUGUGCACAUUUUAGACCAAGGUCAAUCAGUAUGCCCUGUGAAAAUGCUUGAAACAAAAUACCAAAAUUGGAAAUUCACAAGCAUACCUUCUGAUUUGAUGUGUAGUCCAGAACUGAGCAUGUGGAUUCUUUUCCAUUAGGUAGUGCACUGUACUUAUAACAUCUUCAAAGUCUAUGAAAUAACGGAAGUAUUUAAUGCAAUAAUACUGUAAAGUGGUGGCAUUUUACUUUUGUGCCUUUUUUACUUUGGUCUUUAAAAACCUAAGCUGCCAUUUAUUCCAUGUUGGAGAAGGGAUAUAAAUGUGUAGAAGUUUGUAAAUUAUGUGCACUAUAUUUUCCUGUACAAUGGCAUAAACACUGUUAUCAGAAGUAUGUUGUAGUAACAUCUAUUCUAAAAAGCCUCUUCAUAUAGGCUUUGUUCUUUUAGAGUGUGUGGGGCUUUCAUCCAGUUUUGCACAUGAGUUCUGUCUGUUUUUCAGAUCUUGACCAAGUUUCUACAGAAUGGGUAGUGAAUGGGACUGCCAACCGCAUCCUUGGCCCAUGGCUACACUGGCUUAGGCUAAUGGGAGUUGGGGAACCAAAGGUUCCCCACUCUUGCAACUAUAUUAUUUGUUUAUCCAGCUGAAUAAAAGUACAACCAUUGUAUCUGAUUCCCAUUUAAAAAUAAACUCUUCCCAUGUGACAAGUGCAGAAGAAUAUUACACUGUACACACACACACGUGUGUAUCAGGUAGCUUUACAUAGCCUUUACUGGUCUGGACUAAUUUUUUGAAGAAAGUGCAGGUGGAAUAGUCUGCCUCUACCACAUGUCAAUAAAAGGCCACAGUGUAUGUUCCCGU